AUGGAGGAUGAUGAUGCUGGUGUUCACCGACUGGAAGGUUCCUCUGGCAACGUUCGUGGCGGAUUGAUUAUUAAGAAACAAAAAGAGGAAGGCAGCGAUAGCAAAUUCAUACUACCAAAGCCGUCUAUACUGGGUUUGGAUCGUUUAGCUGCUCAGCGACGUAAAGAACGAGAGGAGGCACAACGGUUAAUAUCCUUCAAAGAUAAUGAGAACGAUGAAGAUGAUGAACGUAAGGGUGGUGUUUCCGCUACAUCUAUUGGCGAUGAAUUUGCUUUCAAAAAGCCCGAUACCAGUAGCGUUCACAAAAUGAAUAGGCAACUGCGGGAACCUAAAGUAGAAACACCAUCACAUACGGGGGGUGUGUCAGAAGAGGCUCGGGAGCGUUUGCGUGAGCAUGUUAAGCGGGAUCGAGAGCGCACUACUAAAGGAGGAAUGCGCUAUUCCACUCGUGAGUACAGUAAAAAUGAUUCUAGAGAUCGUUCAUCUUCAAGCUCAUCUAGUCGUGAUCGCGAUCGAGAUCGAGAACGCCGACGCGAUAGAGACCGGUAUGCAUACAUACGUGAUAGGGAAAGAGAUAAGGAUCGUGAUAGGGACAGAAAUAGAGACAGAGAUCGCCAUGAUCGCAGUAAAAAUGAUUCUGAAAGAACUAAUCGUGGUGAUGCAACAUCCGUUCGUAGCGGCGAGCGCACACCAAGAUUUAAGGAUGAGCCUCAAACACCGAUGAACAUAUCUGUGAGUGGCAGUGCAUGGGAUGAUGAUGACACCGACCGACCUUCACAAUCAAAGAAAUCAUCCUGGGACUUUCCUACACCCAAAUCAUAUGCUAGUUCAGAUCGGCCCGAUUCGUCGACAAGAAGCAGCAAUACUAGCGGUAUUGGUACAAGUAGUUCACGUAGUCGUUCUCGUCACGAACGUGAAGAUGAUACACCGAGACCAACACCUGCCCAUAACUAUAAUGCAUGGGCCAACGACCGCAAACGAUCUGGUGCGACACCCGCAACUGGACGAAGCAAUCGCCAACCGUGGGGUGAAAGUGAAGAGGACCGUGAUCUAUGGGAAGAAGAGCAGCGCCGACUAGAUCGUGAAUGGUAUAAUAUUGAUGAAGGAUAUGAUGACGAAAAUAAUCCUUUCACAGGGGCCAAUGCGGAAUAUUUCAAAAAACGAGAAGAAAUAAUUGAACAAAAGCGGACCAAACGUAUUAGUGCACAACAACGGCAAAUUAACAAAGAUAACGAAUUAUGGGAGCGUAAUCGUAUGCUUACUUCCGGCGUUGUUAUGUCCAUCAACGUAAAUGAAGAUUUCGAUGAGGAAGCAUUGGAGCGCGUUCAUCUGUUGGUGCACCACAUUAUACCACCAUUCCUCGACGGGCGAAUCGUGUUCACUAAACAACCCGAACCGGUUAUACCCGUUAAAGAUCCCACCUCAGAUAUGGCAUUGAUUGCGCGCAAAGGCAGCGCUCUGGUACGUGUGUAUCGCGAGCAAAAAGAACGUCGAAAAGCGCAAAAGAAGCAUUGGGAAUUGAGUGGGACCAAAUUGGGUAAUAUCAUGGGUAUUGAAAAGAAGAUUGACGAAGAAGAUGCCAAAUUCGACAAGGAUACCGAUACAGCAGAUUAUCGAAAAGACCAGAAAUUCGCUGAACAUAUGCGCGAUCAAGAUUCUGGUGGGAUGAGUGAUUUUGCACGCAAAAAGACCAUUUUAGAGCAGCGUAGAUUUUUGCCUGUAUUCGCUGUGCGCCAAGAGCUGUUGAAUGUAAUCAGAGAGAACUCUGUAGUAAUUAUUGUUGGAGAAACAGGCAGCGGCAAAACAACGCAGUUGACUCAAUAUUUACAUGAAGAUGGUUACAGCAAUUUUGGCAUGAUAGGUUGUACACAGCCUCGUCGUGUCGCAGCCAUGUCUGUGGCGAAGCGUGUUUCCGAUGAAAUGGGUACUAAGUUGGGUGACGAAGUCGGUUAUGCUAUACGAUUCGAAGAUUGCACUUCCGAAAAGACUGUAAUCAAAUACAUGACUGAUGGUAUUUUAUUGCGUGAAAGUCUACGGGAUCCCGAUUUAGAUGGCUAUUCGGCCAUUAUAAUGGAUGAAGCGCAUGAACGUUCAUUAUCUACUGAUGUGCUUUUCGGAUUAUUACGUGAGAUUGUUGCUAGACGCCAUGAUCUCAAGUUGAUCGUCACUUCGGCCACAAUGGAUUCGACAAAGUUCGCCACAUUCUUUGGUAAUGUACCAACGUUUACAAUUCCUGGGCGUACAUUCCCCGUCGAUGUAAUGUUCAGUAAAAAUACCUGUGAGGACUAUGUUGAAUCAGCGGUUAAGCAGACUCUACAAGUGCACCUCACACCCAACGAAGGUGAUAUGUUACUAUUUAUGCCGGGCCAGGAAGAUAUCGAGGUAACAUGCGAAGUGCUUGCCGAGCGCUUAGCCGAAAUUGAUAAUGCGCCCGAGCUAUCUAUACUGCCAAUCUAUUCACAAUUACCCUCCGAUUUGCAAGCGAAAAUAUUCCAAAAAUCACCGGAGGGUUUACGCAAAUGUGUUGUGGCUACAAAUAUCGCCGAAACUUCGCUGACCGUUGAUGGCAUCAUAUAUGUUAUCGAUUCGGGUUAUUGUAAACUGAAAGUCUACAAUCCGCGUAUCGGUAUGGAUGCAUUGCAAAUUUAUCCUAUUUCACAGGCGAACGCCAAUCAGCGUUCGGGUCGAGCAGGGCGCACAGGACCCGGACAGGCUUUUCGUCUGUACACACAACGUCAAUACAAGGAGGAUUUACUGGCGUUGACAGUACCUGAGAUACAGCGUACUAAUCUAGCGAAUACAGUGUUGUUGCUGAAGUCGCUGGGUGUGGUGGAUUUGCUGCAAUUUCACUUUAUGGAUCCCCCACCUCAGGAUAAUAUACUCAACUCGUUGUAUCAGCUGUGGAUACUUGGUGCGCUGGAUCAUACUGGCGCACUAACGCCGCUCGGACGGCAGAUGGCUGAAUUUCCGCUUGAUCCACCGCAGUGCCAAAUGCUAAUUGUUUCCUGUCAAAUGGAGUGCAGCGCGGAGGUGCUUAUAAUUGUGUCCAUGCUUUCCGUUCCAUCCAUUUUCUAUCGGCCAAAGGGUCGCGAAGAGGAGGCAGACGGAGUGCGUGAGAAGUUUCAAGUGCCGGAAUCCGACCAUCUCACCUAUCUAAAUGUGUACCUGCAAUGGAAGCAAAAUAAUUAUAAUUCCAGUUGGUGCAACGAGCAUUUCAUACACGUUAAGGCAAUGCGCAAAGUACGCGAAGUACGUCAACAGCUCAAGGACAUCAUGGUACAGCAAAAACUUAAUGUAAAAUCAUGUGGCACUGAUUGGGAUAUUGUGCGCAAAUGCAUUUGUUCGGCAUACUUUUAUCAGGCAGCGCGUCUCAAAGGCAUCGGCGAAUAUGUUAACUUGCGUACGGGCAUGCCUUGUCAUCUGCAUCCCACCUCAGCGUUGUAUGGUCUUGGCACAACACCCGACUAUGUUGUGUAUCAUGAGCUUGUAAUGACCGCUAAGGAGUAUAUGCAAUGUGCUACCGCUGUCGAUGGUUAUUGGCUGGCGGAGCUGGGUCCUAUGUUUUUCUCUGUUAAGGAGACUGGUCGCAGUGGGCGUGAGAAAAAGAAGCAGGCUGCUGAGCAUUUAAAAGAAAUGGAAACUCAAAUGCUAUUGGCGCAGGAGCAAAUGGAGGAGCGCAAAAUGCAGGCGGCGCAACGCGAGGAGCAAAUGACGCCGAAACAAGAAAUUAUAACGCCUGGCGAUGCCACGCCUAGACGUACUCCGGCGCGCAUUGGUUUAUAAUUGCAGCCUUUCAUUCACAUAUUUAAUGCAAUUAAGUACAUGCAUACUUUAUGAAAGUAAAGUUUUAGACCAGUUUAAUAAUCUGUAUUUAUACCAGUAUCUAAUGGAAAUAAAGUGAACUACGUAAAUGUGUUAAA
Rhagoletis zephyria (snowberry fruit fly) is the source of this 3920-nucleotide messenger RNA. RefSeq names its product ATP-dependent RNA helicase l(1)G0007 (gene Prp16). Gene Ontology annotation, molecular function: RNA binding; 3'-5' RNA helicase activity; ATP binding. Gene Ontology annotation, cellular component: intracellular anatomical structure. The record is from RefSeq and is a predicted model, not a curated record. Lineage: Eukaryota; Metazoa; Arthropoda; Insecta; Diptera; Tephritidae.